Haliotis rufescens (red abalone) is the source of this 888-nucleotide messenger RNA. RefSeq names its product fucolectin-7-like. Bases 17 to 823 code for a protein of 268 amino acids. The record is from RefSeq and is a predicted model, not a curated record. NCBI's taxonomy places the organism in Eukaryota, Metazoa, Mollusca, Gastropoda, Lepetellida, Haliotidae. The transcript has 6 exons.
AAGUAUUUGGGCAAUAAUGAUCAGUAUUUUUAUUCUUGGGACCAUUUCUGUGGCUUCUGGGUUUGAGGCGGGAAUAAAAGCCUCAUACUUCCCUGUGCCUCAAUUCAGUUCACUUGGACGAAUCAACUCCAACACAGAAGUUUCCGAGGUCAAGUCAGACCUUGCUUCUGUGAAAUCCCGACAAGACGAAACCGAUGAGAAGUUGGAAAAGAUCUUGGAGCAGAUGAAAAGUCUUAAAUCCUGCACCAAGGGAGAGGAAGUAUCAGAGAUGAAGUCAGAGCUGACGUCCUUUGGGUUGCGACAAAAAGAAACAGAGACAAAGCUUCAAGACAUCUCCUCUAAGGUCGACAGAGCCAUGAAAACACUGAAAACAGACGUUAGCAAUCUGGCUUUGAGGAAACCAGCAUACGGAAGCAGAGACUGGGACCAGUAUUCCAAUCCUAACCAUGUGGUUGAUGGUGACAAGCACGGCAUACGCAUAAGAGAUCAAUGUUUUACCUCCGCUGAAUCGAGACCUUGGUGGAUGGUUGACUUGCAGGAUAUCUAUGAUAUCUAUAACGUCACCCUUUACAGACGGACGGAGGGUUACGCUUUCAGAUUUCGUGACCUGGAAAUCCUAGUUUAUAAAGAAAACCCCAUGGAGAACAACAGUUCUCAGACGAUGACAUGUGCACAAAAGAAAGGACAAUUAUCAAGACCUGAAGUUCUGACCUGCAACCCACUGACAACGGGUCGAUUUGUGCUGUUGCGUUACAUACCACCAACUAAAGCCAUUCUCACAGUCUGCGAAGUUGAGGUCCGUGGAAAACUCUUUAAAGGGUAACUACAGAGAGUUCGCGACGUUCAAGAAAGUGUCACAUUAUCUGACGUAAUAAAAAGCCUCUUCAU